Molecule: messenger RNA, 429 nt
Organism: Cylicostephanus goldi
Lineage: Eukaryota; Metazoa; Nematoda; Chromadorea; Rhabditida; Strongylidae
Source: the annotation of a GenBank genome assembly
UUUCGUCUUGAUCUUGCCGCUGAUGGCCUUUCUGUAAGCAACUGUCGUCCACUUUUGAAUCAACCUCUUACUAUCGGUGGAGAAUAUAUCGCUUCUAUGCGAGAGGAUGCUCCAGAAAUAGUCGUUAUGGCUAAUCCGGGUCUACAGGUGUGGAGGAUUAAUGCCAUGGCGGAACAGCCCACGGAGCCUACCGAAAAUUUCACCGUGCCAGGUGCCGAACUAACGCAUUUCUACGACGGAUUUUUGAGCAACGGAAGCGUUCAUCUAUUAUCCUCAUCACCCGACGGUCACUUGGACCACUCAAGAGUUCAUGUUCUCAACUUGGAGAAUCCGUCUCAUGUGAUCACCACUCACAACUGCACACCCGAUCCAGAACGAGGAAUGCCGCGACCGAGAAAGAAUGCCGGCAUCGAUGGAACAGCUGGUUAG